This is a messenger RNA of Owenia fusiformis, 739 nucleotides long. NCBI's taxonomy places the organism in Eukaryota, Metazoa, Annelida, Polychaeta, Sabellida, Oweniidae. The record is from the annotation of a GenBank genome assembly.
AAGAAAAUAUGGAACCCUGGCAAAUGGCUAUAAUUCAACUGUCCUCACAAAUGCAGGUACUAACUUCCGCAACAACAAAUUUACAAACCGAAAUGAAAAGCCUAGCCAGUGACGUGGAACGCCUAAAAACCGGUUUGACUGCUCAACCGACCACACCUCAAAGUCAAAACCAACCCGUCAUUCCAACAUCUGUCAAUCCAGGUGUCAAUCAUAGACCUAAGCCAACGUGUGACUUACCACUUAGCGAAAAAACAAUCAACGCAAUCAUAAACGGUGAGUACGUCAACUUGACCGACCUUUUUGCCGACAAUGUGUAUUCGGAUAAUGUAGAUCAUCCAGAACAAAAUCUUAUGUUCGAAGAUGGGAAUUUAAAACAGCAAAAAUACCGAAAAGUCAAAACAUUAGCAACGUUUAAUCAGUGGCUAAGCGCAUGGAAUGUAUUUGAGAAUAUAUUGAUUCAACACAAUCCAGAUUUAUACACUUGUUUAUCAAGUUACCGUAGUCUGAUUCAAGAUUCUGACAAAAAGUUUACAUGGAAAUCGGUGAAUACUUACGAUAUUAAAUUUCGAAGCAAACUCGCACAGAAAAAAUCUUUCGAUUAUCAAACCAUUGAUACAACGCUCUAUGUGACGACAUUUGAUGCAACGUCUGUCCGUCAACAACUCAAAUGUCAUAGAUGUCACGGAAACCACAAGGUCGCAAAUUGCACUUUUCAAGAGAAAUCCACGUUGGAGAAAGA